CUGGGAAAGGAAGGGAAAUGUAUGGCAGAGGUAGUGGAUGUUUUCUCGCAGAGUGUGGAAUCAUCCAGCAGUGACAGUCAUGGAGACAAGCUCGACUCGGAUGAGGAGGAUGACGAUGAUGACAUCGAGGCCCAAAUCAGAAGAGAGGUCGAAGGCCUGAAGCCCAGCGCGAGCAAGUCCCGCCCGUUUCAUGCCAUCAGAAUGGAUUUGCCAUGUCUGUUGUUUGUGCGAUUUGACAAAUCCAUCAAUCCAGAGGAAAUGGUACAUCAGCUUUGCUUAGACGCAGCUGCUAAUCCUGAAAAGAAACGAUCCCGAUGGAUCCAACGCAUGACACCUGCAAUUUCCGUUCGCAAAACUCUCAGUGUCGACCUGGAGUCUUUUGCACGGGAAAUACUCAAACCGCAUUUCCAUUCCGGGGGACCUCCCAAGAAGUACGCAAUUCGACCUGUGGUGAGAAGCAACAAGAAGUUCAACCGCGACAUUGUCAUCAAGACCGUUGCAGAUGUCGUGGGGCCCGAGCAUCCCGUUGAUCUCAAGAACUAUGACUUGAUCAUUCUCGUCACCGUUAUCCAGAAUGUCAUUGGCAUGAGUGUUGCCGGAAGUGACUACGAUCGGUUAAAGAAGUAUAACCUGGCCGAGUUAUACAGUCCAGCAGCUACGUCAGAGGCCGCCGAAUCUACUAAGGACUAACCUCGCAUUCUCCUUGACUGACUUUUGGGCGAUAUUUGGCGUCGGGAAAAAUCUUGAAAAAUGGCGGAAUGUGAUCGCCUCAUCAGCUCCAUGACAGACAAAAGCUAGAAAAAUGUAUAUACAGAGUUCGCGAUAUCCUAACCACCGAAAUGGCCUCUCUUAGUUCUAAAUGAUCCCCUCUAUGAGCCACAUGAACUUUAGAGCCGACGCAUGAUGCGUGGCUACCGGCAAAUUAGUUCAAAGUGGUGUAAUUUAGAGAUAAGAGGCUAUGGCAAAGGGAGGCAUAAUUUAUUGAAUCCCCGCUCGAAGGACGGUCCGUCUGCCAAUAGCUUGAUUGGAGGGCAAACAGAACAGGGAUGUGCCAAAAGUUACCCAAGCAGCACAACAUACAUUAGGUAGCACAAGUCUCCUACCUUCCGCGAUCAAUGUGCGAAAGGGUAAC
Aspergillus welwitschiae is the source of this 1132-nucleotide messenger RNA. Its product is annotated as THUMP domain-containing protein. Gene Ontology annotation, biological process: tRNA modification. The record is from RefSeq and is a predicted model, not a curated record. The transcript is spliced from 5 exons. Gene Ontology annotation, molecular function: RNA binding. Lineage: Eukaryota; Fungi; Ascomycota; Eurotiomycetes; Eurotiales; Aspergillaceae. The coding region runs from base 22 to 690 and encodes 222 amino acids.